CUCUUCCAGCUGCGUGGCCGGGGCGUCAUCUCGCGCUCCCAACAGCCCUGUAACCACCAACUGCCAUUAUUCCGGCUGGGACCCAGGACUUCAAGCCAUGUGGCGCGUCCUGUUUCUGCUCAGCGGGCUCGGCGGGCUGUGGAUGGACAGUAAUUUUGAUAGUUUACCUGUGCAAAUUACAGUUCCGGAGAAAAUACGGUCAAUAAUAAAGGAAGAAAUUGAAUCGCAGGUAUCCUACAAAAUUGUAAUUGAAGGGAAACCAUACACUGUGAAUUUAAUGCAAAAAAAUUUUUUAUCCCAUAAUUUUAGAGUUUACAGUUAUAAUGGCACAGGAAUUAUGAAACCACUUGACCAAGAUUUUCAGAAUUUCUGCCACUACCAAGGGUAUAUUGAAGGUUAUCCAAAAUCUGUGGCGAUGGUUAGCACAUGUACUGGACUCAGGGGCUUACUACAGUUUGAAAAUGUUAGUUAUGGAAUAGAACCCCUGGAGUCUUCAGUUGGCUUUGAACAUGUAAUUUACCAAGUAAAACAUAAGAAAGCAGAUGUUUCCUUAUAUAAUGAGAAGGAUAUUGAAUCAAGAGAUCUGUCCUUUAAAUUACAAAGCAUAGAGCCGCAGAAAGAUUUUGCAAAGUACAUAGAAAUGCAUGUUGUAGUUGAAAAACAAUUGUAUAAUCAUAUGGGGUCUGGUACAACUGUUGUCACACAAAAGAUUUUCCAGUUGAUUGGAUUGACGAAUGCUAUUUUUGUUUCACUUAAUAUUACAGUUAUUCUGUCUUCAUUGGAGCUUUGGAUAGAUGAAAAUAAAAUUGCAACCACUGGAGAUGCUAAAGAGUUAUUACACACAUUUUUAAGAUGGAAAAGAUCUUAUCUUGUUUUACGUCCUCAUGAUGUGGCAUUUUUACUUGUUUACAGAGAAAAGUCAAAUUAUGUUGGUGCCACCUUUCAAGGGAAGAUAUGUGAUGCAAACUAUGCAGGAGGCGUUCUUCUGCACCCCAGAACCAUAAGUCUGGAAUCUCUUGCAGUUAUUUUAGCUCAAUUAUUGAGCCUUAGUAUGGGGAUCCCUUAUGAUGACAUUAACCAGUGCCGGUGCUCAGCAGCUGUCUGCAUUAUGAAUCCAGAAGCAAUUCAUUUCAGUGGUGUGAAGAUCUUUAGUAACUGCAGCAUCGAAGACUUUGCACAUUUUAUUUCAAAACAGAAGUCCCAGUGUCUUCACAAUCAGCCUCGAUUAGAUCCUUUUUUCAAACAGCAAGCCGUGUGUGGUAAUGCAAAGCUGGAAGCAGGAGAGGAGUGUGACUGUGGGACCCAACAGAAUUGUUUCCUUCUUGGAGCCAAAUGCUGUGAUACUGCCACAUGUAGAUUUAAAGCCGGUUCAAAUUGUGCUGAAGGACCAUGCUGUGAAAAUUGUCUAUUUAUGUCACAAGAAAGAGUAUGUAGGCCUUCCUUUGAUGAAUGCGACCUCCCUGAAUAUUGCAAUGGAACAUCUGCGUCAUGUCCAGAAAACCACUUUAUUCAGACUGGGCAUCCGUGUGGACCGAAUCAAUGGCUCUGUAUAGAUGGAGUUUGUAUGAGUGGGGAUAAACAAUGUAUGGACACAUUUGGCGGAG
Molecule: messenger RNA, 1604 nt
Organism: Mandrillus leucophaeus (drill)
Lineage: Eukaryota; Metazoa; Chordata; Mammalia; Primates; Cercopithecidae
Product: disintegrin and metalloproteinase domain-containing protein 2
Exons: 14
Biological process (GO): binding of sperm to zona pellucida; cell adhesion; proteolysis
Cellular component (GO): plasma membrane
Molecular function (GO): metalloendopeptidase activity
Source: RefSeq, a predicted model, not a curated record